AUGUUUAGAUUGAUUAGAAUACAGUUUUUGCUUGAGGCAGUAGAAGAUAGUGGUUAGUUGUGGCUACCGCGUUGGUUGUUGUUACUUUGUAGGAGUACGCGAUACAAUGUGAUAACGUUUUACACCUGUGCAUCAUCAUGCAUGGAUUUUACAGACUCUGGUACGGCGUUUCCUGUGGUGGUGGGUCCGGUGGUGGUGAGAGGAGUGAAUGGCGGUGGUGAUCCAGGGCUAUUCCCAAUCGGGUAAUAAAAUGGCGCCGCUUCCACUGCAUAGAAUAAGUCGAGAGACACACUCAAAGAGAGUGUGGAAAUUUUUAUUGACCCACAUAUACUCUGGUCCACCAGUUACUGAAGAAGACCAGAAACACCAGAGGUUGUUUGCUUAGCCACUUUAGGGAAGACGCUUCUGAGCAAAGCAUGUUUGAAAUCGAGGAAUAUUUCUCAAUUCAAAUCUUUUUCAUCAUACUACGAGAGACGCUAGAAACAGCAAUCAUCAUCUCGGUACUUUUGUCAUUUAUAAAUCAGCGAUCUCAUAAACACGAUGAUAACAGUCAAGGUGAAGAAGAUUCGUCCGCACAACGUGACGCGUCGGAUCUACGGCCUACAGCGUCCAGUGCUUCCAAGAUGUCGAACCUAGCAAACGUGCAGCGGAAACUCAAGCUUCAAGUCUGGGUGGGUGCCAUCAUGGGACUCGUGAUUUGUUUCAUCAUUGGCUUGAUUUUCAUUCUUGCAUUUUACAUAAUUGGCAAAGACUACUGGUCGUACACGGAACGGGUCUGGGAAGGCGUCUUUUCCAUUGCCUCGAGUGUAAUCAUCACCGUUAUGGGGUUGGGACUCUUGCGCAUCAACAAAGUGAUGAAGUUGAAAUGGUGGAUCAAAUUGGGCGACGCCUACAAUGACCAACAGCAGGACUUGGACGAAGAGGGAGAGCUGGAGAUUGCCAAGUGGGGUGACUCAGAAAGCGAAAUCACGAGAGAAGGCGUCGAGGACGUCGAUGGUGCCAGUGAGGAGCUGAGAAACUAUGGCGGCACAAGGGUGAGCUCCGAGUCUGAGAGCGCACCCUUGGCUCCCAGCGCGAGGAAAUCUUCAACUUUAUCAUCUGCCGAUGCUCAUCGUCACCAUCGUCACCAUCAGAAAAGAAAAGGUGGCUUGAGCAAGAAAUAUUUCUUGGCGAUCUUGCCCUUGAUAACCACCCUCCGUGAGGGACUCGAGGCCGUGGUGUUCAUUGGAGGAAUCGGCAUGUCGCAACCACUCACAUCGAUCCCGCUCUCGAUUUCAUGCGGCAUCGCAGUAGGGUCGCUGAUUGGAUUUCUCCUAUACAAGGGAGGCAACAAGCUUUCGCUCCAGUAUUUCCUCAUUUUUUCAACGUGCUUCCUUUACAUUGUGUCAGCGGGGCUCAUGUCACGUGGAGUCUGGUUCCUCGAGUUGGAAUCCUACGUGAGAGCAUGCGGCGGAUUUGACCCUAGCGAGACGGGAAGCGGACCCGGCUCGUAUGAUGUCGCGAAAAGCGUAUGGCAUGUCAAUUGUUGUAACGGGUUAACCGAUGGAUGGUGGAUGGUGCUUAAUGCCAUCUUUGGAUGGACCAACUCAGCAACUUACGGUAGUGUCACUACUUACUUUACCUAUUGGCUCUUGGUUAUCAUAUGGUUGAAAGUCAAGUUGUAUGAAGAAAGACACGGCGUUUUGCCCUUUGUGCCUACUAAAUGGCAGAUUAAGAGGAUCAGGAAAAAAAUCAGAUUGUAUGAGUUGAGAAAUAAUCAAAAUUUGGAGAGUUUGGGUGAUAGGGAACGUGAGCUCAACGUUGAAAGUGUCGAAGCCCAGGCUGAGGCACAGGGACUAUUGGAGUGA
This is a messenger RNA of Lodderomyces beijingensis, 1847 nucleotides long. Lineage: Eukaryota; Fungi; Ascomycota; Pichiomycetes; Serinales; Debaryomycetaceae. The record is from the annotation of a GenBank genome assembly.